Molecule: messenger RNA, 948 nt
Organism: Plectropomus leopardus (leopard coralgrouper)
Lineage: Eukaryota; Metazoa; Chordata; Actinopteri; Perciformes; Serranidae
Product: olfactory receptor 6B1-like
Biological process (GO): detection of chemical stimulus involved in sensory perception of smell; G protein-coupled receptor signaling pathway
Cellular component (GO): membrane
Molecular function (GO): G protein-coupled receptor activity; odorant binding; olfactory receptor activity
Source: RefSeq, a predicted model, not a curated record
AUGAAGAACUCAACUGAGAUUAUGGCCUUUGUGCUGACUGCCUAUGGUGACAUUGGAAAAUUAAAAUACCUGUAUUUCAUUAUAAUGCUGUUAUGGUACAUCUCCAUAUGUGUGGCCAACACAGUUCUUAUUGUAGUCAUUUAUGUGGAUAGAAGGUUACAUGAGCCGAUGUAUAUAUUAUUAUAAAUAAUAUAUACAUCGGCUCAUGUAACCACAGCAAUUUAUCCUCUUCUGCUAUCACAGAUGUUUUCAGAUACCCAUGAAGUGACCCUGCCAUGGUGUUUUCUGCAGAUGGGUUAUCUCUACACAUGUGCCUCUGUUGAGUUUUGUAGUUUAGCAGCCAUGGCCUACGACAGAUUUGUCUCUAUCUGUCAUCCUUUACAUUACAAUGCAAUCAUGAACACAGGUAGAGUAGGGAUGAUCAUUCUGCUUAUAUGGGGAUAUUCAUUUGCUAACUUUCUAUUUUCAUUUUCAUUCAUCAUCCAUUUAACAUUUUGUGGAAAUGUCAUUGACAAAGUGUUUUGUGACCAUCACUUAAUAAUUAAACUUGCAUGUUCAGUUUCAGUAAUUAACAACAUAUCUGACCUGCUUUUUGCAUUUGUGACUAUUGUUAUCCCAUUUAGUCUUAUUUCAGUCUCCUACAUGAAGAUUUUAAAUGUUUGUCUAAAUACCCCUAAAGAAAAGCAAAAAGCCAUUACCACCUGUACACCUCAGAUUGUCUCAGUGUCAAACUUGUUUAUUGGCUGCACUUUUAACUUUGUGGAUUCCAGGUUUGAUGUGGUUCUUGUACCAGAUAAAUUACGCAUUAUUUUAUCAGUUUAUCUCCUCAUUUGCCAACCAAUGAUCACCCCAUUUAUGUAUGGAUUUUACUUACUGAAAAUAAGACAGUCAUGUAAAAGACUUCUGUUCGAAAAUAAAUAUCUGUCUUCAUGUUGGAAGACUGUUUAG